AUGGAGUACUGCCAGGGACAGAGUCAGGGACAGGUUUCUAGGAGGGAUUCUUUGCUUGACACACCCCUCCAAACAUCCACGCAACAAGAAUUCUCCAAAGAACUUACCCUCAGCGGCUCCGCAGACGGCAGCUCCAGCAAAGCCCAAGGACGAACCCGUAUUCUCCGCGCGUCAGAGGUGUUAUUAUCGCUCGCAGGGCGGCGGUCGAUGAAUGAUAUCCUAGACGAGGGCCCAGGAAUCGAGAAUUUCCAAGAAGCACUGCGGAUAUUUCCCCCGUUCCGAGAUGAUGAUGGGUAUAUGCUUGGGGCGGUGGAGGCGAGGUGUCCGGAUUGCGAGGCGGUUUUUUCAUCGACGACGGAGUUGGAGCAGCAUUACCUGACAAGGUAUUGCCCUGGGAGUGCGGUGGCGGUUUAUGUGAUGACUAGAGACCGUUUGAUCACGAAGGGAUAUCGGAUGGAGAAGCGACUAGUUGCGUUUGACUGCCGACCACUUCGAUUUUUUUGCGGCAAGUGUGAGCGAGCUUUUGCUAUUGAUGAGACGGAGAGGGUGGACAGGCUUAAGAGAACAGCAUUCGUGGCGUGCAAAAACUGCGGAGAAAAGUGCAACAUCUCAUAUGAGCCCGUCCUCAACGACCCCCGAGACAGCGGCAGCUUCCGAGAAGUCUCAAUGGACCUCACCCCCGCCGUUCACGGCUGCAGUAGAAGUUCCAGCGUGACUCCGAGAAACAUCACUCCGCGAAGCGUCAGUCGGUCCAAGGCUCCCAUGUCAACGAAUCCUAAUGGGACCGGGGAGCUGUUUUUCUCGAAAAAAGCGAGGAAGAUUCGUGAUUCGUGGGCGACUAAGAAACUGGAGCAGGAGGAGGAUGAGCUGGUUGCAAUUAGUUUUGCGGGGCUGUAUGAUUUGGAGAGAGUACAUGCGCCGAACGGUGUGUUUCAGUCGAUAGACGACCAUAUUGCCGGUCCGUUAGGUGGUAUGACCAUGAGUGCGCCUGACGGUGUACCGCUCAUCGACAAGAAGCCUCUCACGCUUUGCGCAGAGGGGAAUGGCCUUCAUAGAGAUAUCUCUGUCGACUCACGGGGUGAUCUCUUGGUGGCUGAGUCGCGGGACUCUUCGCUCGACAAGAAUACUAAGAGACAGUCACUGUUCCAGAAACUCUUUGGCCGAAAGACAAAAGGCCUAUCACGCGCAAAAUCCACCUCGAACCGUGGCAAAAAACUACUGAAACGAGUCAACACCGUGCGCUUCUCCUUCAUCUCCCGCGAAUCCAAACACUCCAGCGGAAAGAACACACCCCGCUCAACAAUGUUCGAAACAGAACAGGCACGCCAAGCCCUCCAAUCCAAAGAAGACCUCAACAGCCUCGCAAUCCCCGAAUCCGAGUACAUCGCCCUGCUCCGCGACAGCCAAGACAUCUUUGUGCAUAUGCAGUAUCUUUCCGGGGCGGGGGCAGUGAUUGUCCACGAUGCAUCGGGUCGUCAGCGGAUUCUGCAGAUGGAUGAGGUUGCGCAGCUCUUUCUGCAGUUGAAGGAUGAGGUGGCUGCUGCGACAACGUGGUCGAAGAUGCUUUCUUGUCGGGUACGCGGGGAGUCUGCGUUGAAGCAGGGGAAUUUGCGCGCCGCGGUUGUAGAGUAUCAUGAUGCGCUUAGGAUGUUGCAGGAGACGCCGGGGUUAGACGUUGACAAGCUCGUGCGAGCGGCAAUGCUGCAUGCGAUGGGUCAUGCAUAUCGGGGGCUGAAUAUGGCCGCGGAGUCAGAGAUGUGCUAUCUCGAGUCAUUAGGGCUGUACAAGCGGGCUCUUGGCCGCGAUCAUCCCAAGAACUUCGAAAUCCUGCAUGACAUAGGCACACUCUGUGAAAAAGAUGGCUACGCAACCGAAGCCGCAGCACUAUACGAACGCUCCUUCGCAGGCCGUCUCAAGACCCUAGGCCACAACGCCCCCGAAACCCUAAACAGCAUGCAAGACCUCGCCUCUCUUAAAGACCUCCUAGGUGACCUCGAGUCCGCCCUCCUCUUACUUGAAAAAGCGGUCCCCGCCCUGGAAACAGUCUUCGGAGCCCAAAACGGAACCACCCUGGACGCAAUGAACAAGCUCUCCCAGCUCUACCAGAAACUCGGCCUCAACAAAGAAUCCCGCACCAUAUCUGGCCGCACGAUUCCGCACUGCAAGACAUUCUUUGGACUGAAUAGCCCUGUCACCCGUGACACUGUUAUUCGAUACCUCCAGAGCUCGGAUAACUUUGAUUUUCCCGCUGAUAUCAAAGAUAUCCUCGAGCAAUACCGGCGCUCGCGUGACCCCGAGUCUCUCAAAGUCAUCCACCAACUAGGUCGGUCGUACAUGUCCGCAGGACUUAACCGCGACGCAGCGGAUCUUUUUGAGGGACUCGUCGACGACUUUCUAGCCGUCAAGGGACCUGAAGCUCUGGAUACGUUCCAUGCACUCAGUGCACUGUGCGUGUCGCGCGAGCACGUCGACUCCAUCGAAAAGGCUAUUCACGCGUAUAAGCAACUAGUCCACAUGGCGCGCAAAACACCCGAAGACCACUACUCGCGGAAGAAAAUCGGCUACGCCGAGAAGCGAAUCUCAGAACUUAACCACCGACGAGAAAUUCUCGCCGCUGAACGCAUAGAAUGGGGCUUGAACCAGCCAGGCCCAUGCAGGAACUGCAACACGCCAACACCUCGCCUUUGCAAUUCAUGCAAAAUCACCCGCUUCUGCAGCGAACCCUGCCACGCCGCCGCCAUCGAAGCUCACAUCCCCUCCUGCAUCCCCUCCGUCUCCCUCCGCGAAUCCAAAUCCCUUGCCGUGAAACCCAUCUGUCCGGCACAGGACCAAGCACUCCUAAGAAUCCGCUGCUCGGACCCAGCCGACAUCAGCGUGCUGAAUAGUUACACGUUCUACCUCGACCCGCGGAAUUUUACGACGUUCCGGAUGAAGUUCAGGCCGGAGGUUAACACGGUUAUUCUGUUCAGUCAAAAUUCGGAUGUAAAGUUCGCUAUGGUUGACAGUGUUCCCGCGCCUGCUGCCCCGUUUGCAUCUACCUCUACUUCUACAUCUACAUCCACAGAAGAAUACGACCACGAACCAAACCAAAAUCACCUUAACUGGCUAACCCCCACCACCCAAGACUGCAUCUCCUUCAAUCCCCGCACCGACCUCCCCACCACCACCAUCCCCUCAAACACAACCAAUGCCCAAUCCCGCUACCUACUCGUCACCCCCGGCAAUGACAUGCUCAAAUCAAUCAUUGACAAACGCGUACAUGCACGCUCCGGCGCCAACGGCAGUGGCGGGCGCAGCGACGGGGACCGCUUCCGCUCGCUGGAUGUGCCGAGUAUGGAGCUUAUUGAGUAUGCGCAGGGCUUGCAUUUGACGGGGUAUAUGGGGGAACCAUUGAUGUACGUUAUUGAGUGGAAGUGGAAGUAG
This is a messenger RNA of Aspergillus chevalieri, 3423 nucleotides long. RefSeq lists its product as uncharacterized. Bases 1 to 3423 code for a protein of 1140 amino acids. The transcript is spliced from 12 exons. Lineage: Eukaryota; Fungi; Ascomycota; Eurotiomycetes; Eurotiales; Aspergillaceae. The record is from RefSeq and is a predicted model, not a curated record. Gene Ontology annotation, molecular function: protein binding.